Exaiptasia diaphana is the source of this 2666-nucleotide messenger RNA. RefSeq names its product activating molecule in BECN1-regulated autophagy protein 1. Gene Ontology annotation, cellular component: intracellular membrane-bounded organelle. Lineage: Eukaryota; Metazoa; Cnidaria; Anthozoa; Actiniaria; Aiptasiidae. Gene Ontology annotation, molecular function: protein binding. Gene Ontology annotation, biological process: autophagy. The record is from RefSeq and is a predicted model, not a curated record.
AUCGUCGGCACCUCCAUGUCAGUGRCAUUUUGUCUGAUUAAUCUCGCAAGAAAAGGAAGUACUUCCACUACAAAAAGCUGAACGACUCAGCUAUAACUUAGGCUUCAAAUAGAAAAGAAAGAACAGAAAUCGGUCUUGAAUUGAACAAGAAAUCAAGGUGCAAAGUUCUACAACAAUUCGCUUGGUUGUGUAGCUCUGCGUGGGUGGACUUUGAGGAAUCUUGAAGCGACGGUCUGUGUUUAAAUAACAUGGUUUGCUCUUAGAAUCACUGGAUCUUGUCAAUAAUAUGAGUGUCGUCAAUUAAGAUUCAUUUCGGCUGGGAUUUAUUGUAAAAUUYGGUGUCUCGCUGAAUUAGCCGGGCAUCGAAGCCGAUAUGCCUCGACAAUCAAUAGGUGUUGUGAAUGCUCUGAAUCGCCGACAAAAUGGCUCAUCUUUUCCGACUGACCAAAGAAACCUUCUUCAUUAUGUCGAAGAGAAGACGGCUUCGUCUUGUCACAGAGAAAAGAAUUGUGAGUUGUCAGGUACCCCAAGGUCAACAUUUCUAGUGUGUUUCAGUCAUGAUCGGAGUAAGAUGGCAUCCACCCACGGCGACCAUACCAUACGUGUUGUAAAUAGUUUCACUGGUAACUAUGUACGUACACUUCGUGGUCACCCAAGGACACCCUGGUGUGUGUCAUUUCAUCCUUCAAAUAAUAAUCUAUURGCUUCUGGUUGUCUUGGCGGCGAAGUAAGGAUAUGGGACCUCAUGGGUGGAUGUGAGGUAUAUACCCCUCCUGACAGAGCAGUGAUUGCAUCCAUCUCAUUCCAUCCAAUUGACCAUGUGUUGCUAAUAGCAACAAGUAAUAAGAUCUAUUUUUGGCAGUGGGAACAACCUCAGCCUUUUGCUUGUCUGCAAACUAACUACAUGGAAGAAAAAGUCAGAUUGGUGAAGUUUUCGCCGUUUGGUGAUUAUAUUUUAACUGGUAUUACUAACUGUAGUCACGCGGAAUCUAAUACACAGCAAAAUAGGACUCAAGCUUCAGUUGAUCAAGUUCUUCAGUCAGUUAGCUGUACUCAACUUGACAGCGACCAAGUCACUGAGUACAUUAUGCAGCAAACCGGCGCGCAUGCGCAGCGAGGACAGGAAAGCAGUGAUGACGUCACCCAGUCAGAACCAACCACAUACCAGGGGAUGACUUCAAGACCUAGUUCCAGUCAACCUCCAAGUACUAGUCAAACUGCAACGUCCAGUGGCGAUGCGCAAGCGCACACGAGAAGCGAAGACGCACGACCUGUACGUAACUACCGCGGGGUUUUCGCGCUUUUUCGGGCRAGGGACAGCGGAGGAUGGAACAUCGACACAUCUGAGAUAGACAGCGACCCCACAGACGUCAGCCGUUCUAAUGUUUUAUUCAGCRGUAAUGCCACAGAGAGCAUGAGCGUUGAUAGGGUCAACACAAUGUCUGAGAGCGUCACCGUUGAUACGAUGUCUGACUCGAGAUWCUCUGUACCCAGUUCCUCCAAUGUCACGGUCACGGCCACCACAGGGAUCUCAGAAGAAGAAAAUCAAGACAUGGAGAGCGGUGAGAACUCCAGAUCGUCAUCACCUGCUACGGUGUCGUCAUCAUCUCUACCUAUGACGUCAUCAUUCAGUGCUACAACAUGGUCGUCCUCAAUUACRUCAUCUUCAUCGUCAUCAAUGUCAUCGUCGUCAUCAACGUCGUCGGUGUCAUCUUCAUCGUCAUCAUCGUCUUUAUCGUCGCGUUAUUCCGACAAUACGUCGUCCUUGGCAAAUAUUCUACAAGAAGAUCAAAAUGUCGAAUUGACUCCGGCUAGUACCUCGGGUCUACAAGAAAAUAUCUUGAAUACAGCGAUWAACGAGUCCGUCGUCAGUGCUUCCGGUAACGARGACGUCUCACAAAGCAUCAGCUUCCUYAAUCCAUCWAACAGAGGAAAUGACGUUAGUGUUGCUAUGACAUCRUCCGAUGUUGCCAUGGACACUAAUGAUUACAGACCKUCAGUUUCAAGCACUGGGGCAACUGUCAUGGAAACRUCUGAGCAUCGUUCGAGGAGCGUCAGGUCGUCGGGURUCAAUGUCCAAAUCGAAAGCGAUUCGGGUUCAUCUCGGGAAAAUCCCGAUCGAUAUGUAUCAGGCGUUGGGUCUGUCGUCAAUGUGGGAGCAGCAAGCUCUAGAACGAGCUAUGUUGCGCAUGGCAAUAACCACAGUUCCAGUCUUUCGACUCUUUCGCACCAAGAAGGGUCAGGAACGGCCAUUGCUACUGCCACCGCGCGAACCUUCAGACACGUACAUACCGCCGUGGUUAUCGCUAAUGGCAACGAAGGUGGACCACAAAUUGCACUCAGAACGGCAAUCAACCGCGCUAUUGCUGGGGCAUUUGCUGGGAGUGGAGAAGGAGCUGUUGCUAGCAAUAUUAUCAACACUACACAUCGGUUACAAUGGUGGGACUUCUCAAAGUGUGUUAUGCCUGAUAUCAAGAAUGAUACUUGUAAUGUAAUCGUGCCUUGCUGCAAAAUCCACAACGAUGCAAGCUGCGACCUUUCCUCCGACGGGACACUAUUGGCCGCGUUCGUUCCCAGUGCUUUAGGAUUCCCGGAUGACGGGAUGUUAGCCGUUUAUUCAAUGAAAAAAGACAUCCUUGGGCAGUGCUUGUACACCAAGAAGUUUG